Molecule: messenger RNA, 2826 nt
Organism: Striga asiatica
Lineage: Eukaryota; Viridiplantae; Streptophyta; Magnoliopsida; Lamiales; Orobanchaceae
Source: the annotation of a GenBank genome assembly
AUGUCUGAUCCAAUCAUAGGCGUCGUCCUAACUGAGCUCACAUUAAUCAUGGACCAGCUCAUCAGACGGGAAGUCCAACUCAUCACCGGCGUCGGAAAGAAAAUCAAGAGGCUCGAGAGCGAGUUCAAGUCCAUCAAGGCCGUCCUCGGCGACGCCGGCAAACGGCAGGUGAAAGAGCAGGCGGUCCAAAUCUGGCUGGAGAAGCUAAACGACGUCGCGUACGAGGCGGACGACGUUUUGUUCGAGUGGAUAACCGCAAUGCGAAAAGCCGAAAUCGAAGGGCUCGAGGAGAAUAAACCCCAAUCUUCUUCUUCUUCUUCUUCUUCUUCUUCGUCUUCCCCGGCGAGAAAGGUAUACUCUUUCGUCACUUUACCUUGUCUAGGGUUUAACAAAAUCACCCUUCGUCGUGAUAUAGCUGUGAGGAUCAAUAAAAUUAACGAAAAGUUAGCUGAUAUCGCUGAGGAAAAGGAUAGGUACAAUUUCACCGCCGUUACCGGCGAUGAUGAAUUCUCAGGCUACGAGCGGCCUAAAACAUCUUCGUAUGUCGAUUUGUCGAAGGUGGAGGGUCGGGAUUCGGACAAGAAUGCUGUAAUUAGAAAAUUAUUGUCUGAAAAUAGUAAAAAAGAUGAGGGCUUGAAUGUAGUUUCUGUGGUGGGAAUGGGGGGAAUGGGCAAAACGACACUAGCACAGGUCGUUUACAAUUCGGAACCCGUCGUUAGCAACUUCGAUAAACGGGUUUGGGUUUGUGUGUCUGACCCUUUUGACGAGGUUCGAGUUGCAAAAGCCAUUCUAGAGGACAUUGAAGGUAUUGCCCCAAAUCUGUUCGAGCUAGAGACCGUGACUCGAAAAAUCAGGCACCAUUUGGAGAAAAAGAAGUUCUUGCUCGUCUUGGACGAUGUUUGGACAGAGGACUUCGCCAGGUGGGAGCAGAUUUUCGGCACACUUAGCUCUGGCGCAUGUGGAAGCUCGGUUUUAGUAACAACAAGAAUCGAGACGGUUGCUAAAGUCAUGGGGAGCAAGUACACGCAUCGUUUGGGGAAGCUUUCGGAUCAAGACUCGUGGGCCCUUUUUAAAAAGAUUGCUUUUUUCGAGAGGAGUGACGAGGAAUUCGCGAGAUUCGAGGAUGUCGGGAGAAGGAUUGCAGAUAAGUGCAAAGGGAGGCCUCUGACGGUUAAGACGAUUGGGAGCUUGAUGCGUUUCAAGAGUUCCUUAACGGAUUGGGAAAAUGUCUUGAGCAGCGAGUUUUGGGUGCUCGAGGAGGCGGAGAAGCUUUUCCCGCCCCUCAUGUUGAGUUACUACGAUUUGCCGCCUGAUAUGAAACGGUGUUUCUCGUUUUGUGCCUUCUUUCCGAAGGAUUAUGUUAUAGAGGCGAGUAAUUUGGUCCAACUUUGGAUGGCACAAGGGUAUCUUGGGUCGAACGAGAAUGUCGAGGUGGAGGUGUUAGGGCAAGAAUAUUUGCAAAGUUUGGCGAUGAGGUCGUUUUUUGAAAUUUCGAAGAUGGAUAAAGAUGGGAAGAGGAUUUUGAGUGUGAAAAUGCAUGAUAUGGUCCAUGAUUUCGCUCAAUAUCUUGCAAAGAACGAAUGUUGUGUGAUCGAGUAUAAUAACUCGUGCGAUUUGGAACGAAAAAUCCGUUUAUCUGAAAAAAAGGCUCGUCACUCGACUGUGGUACGAGGUGAAGACAAAGAUUUUCCGAGUUUUCGGAAUGUUCCGAAUGUUGAAAGAUUGAUCACUCUUUGGGUUCAAUCUUUUUUCGACUCCCCACCUAUUGUAAGUCAACUUGACCGAAUGGACCCUGAUCUUUUCCAUCGUUUAUCAUGCAUUAGAGCAUUGGAUUUGAGCCGAAACCGAAUAGGCGAAUUGCCUAAAGAAGUCGGUAGCUUGAUCAAAUUGAAGUAUUUGAACCUUUCCCAUAACCCCUUUUGGGAGUUACCUCAAUCCCUUUGUCAUUUGUUCAAUUUGCAAACAUUGAAACUCAUUUCAUGUGACCAUCUAAGGAAAUUGCCUCGGGAAAUUGGUAAAUUGGUCAAUUUGAGGCAUCUAGAGAUAAACCGUACGGACAAUCUCAAGACGUUGCCGAAAGGGAUUUCUAAAAUGAAAUCACUUCAAACGUUGACCAAAUUCAUCAUCGUAAAAGGUAACGACACAACUGAUCCAACAUGCGGUAUAGAAGAUUUGAACAAUCUCGAAGAACUGCAAGGAUGCCUCAAAAUCGAAGGGCUCGGAUUUGUAACCGAUGCAAAUGAGGCCAAGAAAGCAAAUUUGCACAAAAUGAUUCAUCUUACGGAUCUUCACUUGGAUUUUAGCCCUUCGAUUCGAAAUGUCGAUCAACAUAAGGUUGUUCUUGAGGCUCUUGAGGUGCAUCGGAAUUUGCAGUCUUUGAAAAUAAGUUCAUAUGGGGGCACUGAAUUUCCGAACUGGAUAAUGAAAUUAACAAACUUGCGCACACUCGUUCUGCAAUACUGCAAAAACUGCUCGAAUUUACCUCCUUUGGGAAAAUUUCCAUCCCUCGUCACACUCCAGUUAGAAGGCUUGAAUUCUAUGAAGUCUCUCGGGCUUGAUUUCCUGGGAAUCCAAGGGAGAUCGGGGUCAGGGGCAUUAUCGGCAUUUCCAAAGCUGAAGAAACUAAAGAUUUCGAACAUGGAAAGCUGGGAAGAAUGGGAUUUGAGCUGCAAGGAUGAAAGUUUCGAGAUCAUGCCUCGUCUCAAGUGUCUGAAAAUUUCGAGCUGUAAUCAGUUGAAAGCUUUGCCUCCUUUUCUCGUUCAGAAGACACCUAAGCUGAAACUGAAAGUGCGUAAUUGUACGCUACUCAGUAACGUCUCACUGUAG